CAGCCCGCCCGCCAGCCAGCCCGCCCGCCAGCCCGCCCGCCAGCCAGCCCGCCAGCCCGCCAGCCCCUGAGCGUUGUCUACUUUGGAAAAGUUGUGUUUCCACGGCAGGAAUGUGAAGGCAGUUCACCGGAGUGCGUCGUGGGUCCGUAGCGCCAAGCAACAUGCUCACAUGGCUCGUUGUCCUUCUGCUCUGUGCGCCGGGACACGCGUCGCUGCCCCUGGUCAUCAACACCUGGGCCUUCCGGGACGCAGCGGCCGCAGCGUGGCGUGCCCUUCAGGCUGGUGGCGGCGUGCUGGAUGCGGUGGAGAUCGGCUGUGCCCGGUGUGAAGCGGAGCAGUGUGACGGCAGUGUGGGGUUUGGUGGGAGCCCAGAUGAGACUGGAGAGACCACUUUGGACGCCAUGAUUAUGAAUGGUAACACCAUGGAGGUGGGGGCUGUGGCCGACCUGAGAAAAGUGAAGAACGCCAUCGGAGUUGCCAGAGCCGUGAUGGAGCGCACCGAUCACACACUCCUGGUGGGGGAGUCCGCGACUGCGUUUGCUGAAAGUAUGGGCUUCAUUCCAGAGGAUCUGACUACCAACAAGUCCAUGAACAUUUUCACCCAGUGGCUGAAGGGCAACUGCCAACCCAAUUACCGUAAGAAUGUAAUUCCGGAUCCUUCCAAGUACUGUGGACCCUACAAACCCACAGCAACACCGGAGCCGAGCAGGAGGCCACGGCUCACUAACAUACACUCCCAUGAUACCAUAGGGAUGAUUGCUGUUGGUGAAGACGGUCAAGUAGCUGCAGGGACGUCAACCAAUGGAGCAAAUCACAAAGUUCCUGGCCGUGUAGGUGACUCCCCUAUUGCUGGAGCAGGGGCUUACGCAGACAGGUCAGCAGGGGGCGCUGCAGCUACUGGAGAUGGAGACAUCAUGAUGCGUUUCCUGCCCAGCUACUUGGCCGUGGAGCUGAUGAGAGCCGGGGCAGAUCCCUCGACAGCCUGCGCGAUGGCCAUUUCAAGAAUCAAGAGGCAUUACCCACAGUUCUUUGGGGCCGUCAUCUGCGCUAACACAACAGGCCAUUAUGGUGCAGCAUGUAACAAACGUCCUGGUUUCUCCCGGUUUCACUACAUGGUGUCAGACUCCCACACAGACCCACCACUUCUGAAGUCUGUGGACUGCUUUUGAAACUCACAUAGCCAUCCAUCCAUCCAUCCAUCCA
Lampris incognitus (smalleye Pacific opah) is the source of this 1203-nucleotide messenger RNA. RefSeq names its product aspartylglucosaminidase (gene aga). Gene Ontology annotation, biological process: protein deglycosylation. Lineage: Eukaryota; Metazoa; Chordata; Actinopteri; Lampriformes; Lampridae. Gene Ontology annotation, cellular component: lysosome. The transcript is spliced from 9 exons. The record is from RefSeq and is a predicted model, not a curated record. Gene Ontology annotation, molecular function: N4-(beta-N-acetylglucosaminyl)-L-asparaginase activity. Bases 162 to 1169 code for a protein of 335 amino acids.